Molecule: messenger RNA, 1503 nt
Organism: Pantherophis guttatus
Lineage: Eukaryota; Metazoa; Chordata; Lepidosauria; Squamata; Colubridae
Gene: CFAP68
Product: cilia and flagella associated protein 68
Biological process (GO): flagellated sperm motility
Cellular component (GO): nucleus
Source: RefSeq, a predicted model, not a curated record
AAGGGAGGGAAAGAAGGAAGGGAAGAGUGAGAGAAAGAAAAAGGAAGGAAAGAAAGAGAAGGAUGGAAGGAAGAAAGAAAAAGAAAGAGAGAAAGAGAGAAAGAAAGAAAGAAAACAAGAGAAAGGCAACAAGACUUAAAGUAACUUUAUUAUCACUUUAAAUGUACACUUAAUCGGCAUACAUUAAAAUGAAAUUUCAUCGCAUGCAGCUCUCCAAGGGUCACCACCUCCAAUAUACCCUACAUAAACAUGACCAACAAACGAAAUAAAUAAAUUAAAAAAACAACAACAUGAAGACGCAGCAGAAAAGAAACCGGGACCUAGUCAUGCCAGGCUGGUGGGCAAAGGGGCCAAAGCUCUUAGUGCCCACCUCCCUUGGCAAGAUGCAGUUUGGGACAGUGACUUCAGACUUCCCCCAAUGAUCAGGAGAUUACAUCACAAACUAAGCAAAUUAGGGGGGUUUUUUGGGGGGGCUGGCUGCCCCAGUUCCCCACCCCAGCAAAGCCCUUGGCAUUUUAAAAAUCCAUCGGUAGCUUUCGCACCCAGGUUACUGAGGUGUUCCAUUUUUUCUGAGAUCUUCCAAUUGAGAAACGGUAAAAGUAGCAAGAAAAUGUGGAGUUUGGACGAGAGCAGUAGUUCCAAUAUCACUACUACGACUUCGAACUCCGAGGACAUGUCCCUGUCGUGCUUCUUUAACCCUCUUCAUGGCUGCUUGCUCCACGCGGACGGCCACGGGGAAGUGUGGACGGACUGGAACAGCACCUCCAAGUUCUUCCAGUAUGGCUGGAGGUGCACCACCAACGAGGACAUGUAUGCCAACAAGACCCUCUUGGGAAACUGGAACGAGGAGCGUUACGACAUCCAGAAAAGGAGGCAACUCAAACCUCUCCCUUCCCAGUACGCUCACUAUUUCGAGGCCACCUACGCGUCGGACUAUUCCAAGGAAAAGCCUCGCAGAUUAAGAAGGGUGACGCGAGAACCUCACUGGUUUCCCGGACACCAGCCUGAGCUGGAGCCCCCUCCGAUCAAGCCCACCGCCCGCUCGUGCUACAUGAUCGAUUACGAGCCUCCGCACGGCAGACCAACCUGCUCCUUGGUCGAAGUGAAGCCCAAGGAAGCAACGGAGACGCCGCCGAAGCAGUAGGCCGCUGCUCCAGGAUCCCCUGGGGCUGGAAAUCUCUGCCGGAGGGUCUCCUUGUCCCCCCCACCACCACCAAGAUUAGAAGCUCGGUUGAUGGGCAGCAGUUCCUAAAAUAAAAGAAAUUUCGCCCGCCAGGAGACUCCCCAUAAGUUCGCGUUUCCGUUCUGGUUCCUUCCUAGUUUUGUGUGUGACUCUCUUCGCAGUUCCACAUCCGGAUUAAACCCUCCCGUUCAGGACCGAGCCUUGGCUAAGGUUGUAGCUGGCCAUGAAGAUUCAAGGAAAAAGCUACCACCCCGUUUAUUUGUUACUAAAGAAGCUCGCGUGCCUAUCUUUGCACAGAGAAAUAAAUGAAGAAAAAUCGA